CUGCAGAGUGUGACGAUGGCCAACGCUUCCUACGACCAGCUGGCCCACCAGGUGGAGGCCCUCCGUAAGGAGAACUCCCACCUGAGGAGGGAGCUGGAGGACAACUCCAACCACCUGUCCAAACUGGAGACCGAGACCACCGGCAUGAAGGAGGUGUUGAAGCAGCUGCAGAGCAAACUGGAGCAGGAGGCAGGAACACUGGCCUCAUCUGGGAGGAGCGACGUGCUGGACCAACUCAAGGAGCUCCACAUGGACCUCACCAACUACUACGAACUCAAGCACCAGCCUCACAACCUGAGGCUGCUGACGGACAACCUCGGAGGGGCGGAGUUAGACGACCGCUUGGCUCUGCCUCCUACCUCCUGCUCCUCCUCCUCGGCGGUGAGCAGGACCAGGAGUCCGCUCCGGGCUCCGUCCCGCCUGAGCGCAGUGUCCGGGGGGGAGGCGACCUCCAUCAUGCUGCCGCAUCACUUCCUGGACGGGGCGCCGCCCAAAACGGCUGUGAUCAGCGGAGCAGAUGGUCGGAUGAGCGACCACCACCAGGAGGAGCUGUACAAGGAGAGGAACCUCCUGCUGGGGGAGAUCGACCGGGAGGAGAGGGAGCGCUGCUGGUACUUCAGCCAGCUGGAGGAGCUGUCACAGAGACUGGCUCACCUGCCUCGCAUUGACACGUUUUCUCUUCAGAUGGAUAUGAUCCGGCAGCAGCUGGAGUUUGAAGCCCAGCGGGUUCGAUCUGUGAUGGAGGAACGUUACGGUACCAGCGACGAGAUGGUGCAGAGGACACAGAUGCGUGUUGCUCGUCUAGAGCAGCUGGAGAAAGAGCUGCAGGAGGCCCGAGGGAGUCAAGAGACCCAGCUACAGUUAUCUGGAGCUGAGAAGCCCCCUGCUGGAGAACCAGAGAACAACGCGUCCUCAGCUGCUGCAGCAGGAACAGAAGCUUCUACAGAUGGAGGAAGCAAGGUGGAGAUGGUGUUCUGGCUGCUCUCCAUGCUCGCUAACAGAGAUAAGGAGGAGAUGUCUCGGACUCUGCUGGCUCUGUCCAGCUCUCAGGACAGCUGCAUCGCCAUGAGGAAGUCUGGCUGCGUCCCCCUGCUGGUCCAGAUCCUGCACGAAGCUCCGGGCGGCGGCGACGGCAGACCCGUGGAGACGGCCGCGGUCGGUACGGCGACGGGCUGCAGCAGAGAGGCCAAAUCCAGAGCCAGCGCUGCCCUCCACAACAUCAUCUACUCCCAGCAGGACGAGGGCCAGGCCCGCCGGGAGAUGAGGGUGCUGCACAUGCUGGAGCAGGUCCGGACCUACUGUGACAGCGGCUGGGACUGGAUCGAGACCCACGCAGGAACGCCGUCACCUGGAGGAACCAAAACCACCGACAUCCCUGAACCUGUGGACCCUCAGAUCUGUCAGGCUUUGUGCGCCAUCAUGAAGCUUUCCUUUGAAGAGGAGUACCGACGCGCCAUGAACGAAUUAGGCGGUCUGCAGGUCGUGGCUGAUCUGAUUCACCUGGACCAGGACAUGUACGGCAUGCAGAACGACCCCAUCAACAUGGCUCUGCGCCGCUAUGCAGGGAUGGCUGUGACCAACCUCACCUUCGGAGACGUCGUCAACAAGGCCACUCUGUGUUCAAAGAAGAGCUGUCUGCAGGCUCUGGUGGCCCAGCUGGCCUCUGACAGUGAGGAACUUCAUCAGGUGGUCUCCAGCAUCCUGAGGAACCUGUCCUGGAGGGCCGAUAACAGCAGCAAGAGAGUCCUCAGAGACAUCGGCUGCGUUUCUGCACUGAUGACCUGUGCCCUCCAGGCCACCAAGGAGUCUACCUUGAAGAGCCUCCUGAGUGCUCUAUGGAAUCUGUCCGCUCACAGCAUUGAAAACAAAGUAUCAAUCUGUUCAGUGGAUGGCGCUCUGGGCUUCCUGGUCAGCACGCUGACAUACCGCUGUCAAACCAACUCGCUCGCCAUCAUCGAGAGUGGAGGAGGAAUUCUUCGAAACGUGUCGAGUCUGGUCGCCACACGGGAAGACUACAGGCAAAUCCUCAGGGACCACAACUGCCUUCAGACUCUGUUGCAGCACCUGCGCUCCCACAGCCUGACCAUAGUGAGCAACGCCUGCGGGACUCUCUGGAACCUUUCUGCCCGAAGUCCGAAAGACCAGGAGCUGCUGUGGGACCUCGGGGCAGUUAGCAUGCUACGCAACCUUAUCCACUCCAAGCACAAAAUGAUAGCAAUGGGAAGUGCCGCAGCUUUAAGGAAUCUCCUCACCAAUCGACCCCUAAAAUAUAAGGAUGCUGCAGUCAUAUCCCCAGGCUCCUGCAUGCCCUCACUCUAUAUGAGGAAACAGAAGGCUCUGGAGGCAGAGCUGGACGCCAAACACCUGGCAGAGACUUUUGAUACUCUUGAGAAACAGAGCCCAAAGCACCUGACCCUCAACAAGCCGCUACGGCACAUUGAGAGUCUGGCGAAGGAUUACGCAUCUGAUUCUGGUUGUUUUGAUGAUGACGAAGCCCCAAAUGUCUCCAGUAGCCUGGACACUGGGAGCUUCUCUAUGCUGUCCAUGUAUCUUACCAACUCUAACUUCCUGCAAAACCAACCACGUAAGAGGGACACUGACCCUGAAAGGGACGUAGACAUGCCUCAGAUUGUCGAGAAGAGACUUGCUCCUGUUGACGAUGUAUCUGCCGCUGCAGAGAAGCUAGCUAAAAAGAUCACCAACACGGUAGCCAAGAUUGACAGGUUAGUCGAGGACAUAACCAUGCACACAUCCUCUGAGGAUAGUUUUAGCCUGAGCUCUGAAGAUCACUUGGCAGACUGGCCUUACGGACUAGAUGAACUCAAUGAAGCCCGGGCAAAAUCAUGCUCCCCCUGCCGUCUUUCUGAAACAAGCAGCUUGGCCCACAGGGAACGCCUCAAUAGAGCCCACGCUCUCUUACGCCUCAAAACUGCCCAUACAAGUGUAUCAACAGACAGCCUAAACAGUGGAAGCACCAGUGAUGGCUACUGCGGCAGCAAAGACCAGAUGCGACCUGCUCCAAGAGCUCAUGUGAUGCAACAAAGACCCAACCAGCUUGAUCUCAAGGUGGCUCAUCAAGAUUACUUUAAUGUAAGACCUGCUGUUCUGACGGAGACGAACCCGCAAGAUAUUCCAGAGAGAGAUUCUGUGGACAACAAAGAUGUGAGAGAUCUAGAGUUCAGCAGCACAGAUGCAGAGAAGUACCAGGAUCAACCUGUACAAACACCUGUCAGUGCGUCAACUAAACUCUCCUCUGAUGUCAGCAUGACUUCAAUUAAACUGUCUCCUUCUUAUCAACAGGUCCCACUCAUUCAGAGUGUCGCCAAAUUUGGUGUAGCAAAGACAGCCAUCAAUGUCCAGGCUGCCCAAGCAAUGAGGAGGCAAGCAUGGGUACCUACUGGGAUGACUGGGGGUAGUAUUACAAAAUUUUCUCCAAUGACAUCCACCAGAAGCCCAACUAUCGGGUCGAUGGAGACAGUCCAGAAAUACUCAGUGGAGAACACCCCGAUUUGCUUCUCCCGCUGCAGUUCACUGUCCUCCCUCUCUUCUGGCGACGGAGCGCUGGAUGGACAAAGUGAGAAUGAGCUAGAAAGUGACUCGUCAUUAGAAAUAAUUGAAGUGGAGGAUGGAGAAGUGGUGAAGAGAGCUGAAGAGGAUGAAACCUUGGAGGAUCUGAGUGACAGCCAGCUACUGAUGACUGACUCAAAAACCUCCCCCAGCAAAGAGACUGAUCCCAUUGGGAUUCCCUGUCCUGCCAAAAGGGAAAAGGUGUUCCUUAGAGGUGCUUCACCAGCCAUACUUGAAGACAGAUCUCCAUCCAGUUCAUCUGAAAACUACAUCCACGAGACACCCCUGGUAAUGAGUCGCUGUAGCUCAGUCAGUUCACUUGGCAGCUUUGAGGAUCCCUCAAUUGCCAGCUCAAUCCAAAGUGAUCCAUGCAGUGAGAUGAUUGACGGAACAAUAAGCCCUAGUGAUCUUCCCGACAGCCCAGGUCAAACCAUGCCUCCUAGUCGAAGUAAAACUCCAUGUUGUGUUGAGUCAAAUGGACCAGAAACACAGGCCACAGGUAUAGCUGGCCAAUGGGAAAGUAGCCUGCGGACAUUCAUGGAAAUUGCAGACUCCAAAGAGAGGUUUAACCUUCCUCCUGACCUGGACACUAUGAUCUACUUCACCGUUGAAAAGCCCACUGAGAACUUCUCUUGUGCAUCGAGCUUAAGUGCUCUGCCUCUUCACGAACACUACAUACAAAAAGAUGUGGAGCUGAAAUUGACCCCCCUACUACAGCAAAAUGACAAAAAUCUUCCUUUCCCUGAUCAGGAUGUUCAAGGAUUUGACCAUGGUGAGAGAUAUAGCGAGGGCAAUUCAGACGAUGACAUAGAAAUCUUAAAGGAAUGUAUCAAUUCAGCAAUGCCCUCCAAGUUCCGAAAAGUAAGACCUUCCCUGAUGACAACCAUCCCUCCUCAUAUUCUCAAUUCCCAGAUCAGAAAACCGAUACAUCUUCCAAUGUACAUGAUUCUUCCAAAUGGCAAAACCCAAAUGUGUGCUGGGAGGAGAAUUGUCAUUCCACAAAAGGACUUUCAAUUUGAUGAUUCAUCCUUCACUGAUUCUGCAGAAGGUACACCAGUCAACUUCUCAAGCACAACAUCGCUAAGUGAUGAAACACUUCAGUAUCCAGUGAAGGAGAGGGGGGCUAAGGACUGCACAGCUAAAGGUAUGAACAAACAGGAAUUGCUCGAUGAUGAGGAAAAGAGAAUAGAAGACUUGAGGAUAUUCUCACACUUCCAUAAACCCAACAGAAUUAACUACCCACCUGAGAUACAAAUGAACCGGACAACCAAACAUAUCAUUCCCACUCAGAGGGUGCUUAUGCAGAGCAAAGAGGUAGCCGAUAGAGUGGCAAAGCAAAGAAAUCGUGAUCAGUCUCCUAACCAACCAAAGAAGAGGCAAGGUCAAGGGCCAGUCAGGAAACUGGAUCUGCCCGUCAUUAAGCAAAACACAGAAAGUAAUCUUAAUGUGGGAUCACAAAAAGGUAAAACAGUCUACCGACAAACGACACAUUCUUCAGAAGACAGUAACAGCUGCUACGCUGACAAAAAUGAAGUAAUGAAACGAACAAGUAGAAAACAGAUCAGGGAAGCAAAUAGAAGUACUCUUUCCCGGAGCAUGACAAAUAUUGGCAGGAUUGAUAAUUCACAAGCAAUGCCCAGGGGAUUUCACAGGAUAAAACAGAAUCUGGUAAAGGAUGAAUCCGUGGCAUGUUAUUCACUCAGCUCCUCACUUAGUUCACUGAGUGAUGCAGAAUUUGAAGAUCAUAAAUCAAGAGCCCAGCAAAUUUGGUACAAAAACAGACACAACAAAACACUGAAUAUGAUGAAACAAACAAAGUUUAUGAACAUUCACAGCCAAUAUGACGAGCCAAGCUCCCCAAGCUCUGUCAGCAUGGAUUCAGAGGAUGACCUCCUUCAGAAAUGCAUAACAUCUGCCAUGCCCAAGCAGAGAAGGAAGCUUGCUGCAAGGAAGAAGAAAGCAGAAAAUACUCAAAAACAAAAGGCCUCUGAUGGGUGGAAUGAGGAAAUGGAUAGUGAUGACACAGCAUGGGAUAAAGAUUCCGACCUCAAUAGUGUUGAAUGGAGAGCCAUACAAGAAGGUGCUAAUUGUGUUGUCACUGGACUGCAAGCAUCCAAGUCUCAGGAGCCAUCUUCUGAAGAGACUGAAUCGGUCCUGUCAUUUAUGUCAACAUCCAGCUUUACACCUAAAGAAAGGAAGUUUGCUAAAGACAAAAAGGCAAAUAAACCUCUAGACUUUGCACAGCGCAAGCCAGUUCCAAAUUUACCGGUGGUUUUUAGAGGCAGGACAGUGAUCUAUACACCGAAAAAAGAGACGGCUCCAUCACAAAGACCUCCUCCCAGAAAAGUACCAACCAAGACAGAUGCUCCAAAGAAUCCAAACCUUGCUCAGCACAGAUCAAAGAGCCUUCACCGAUUAGGUCAACCACAGGACAUUGAACUGUCUUUGCCAAAAAGGAGCUCUACUCCACCUCCAAGGAUACCAAAAAGUUCAUCCUCUGGAUCAUCGCAAAGCUCUACACCAUCCAAACAUUCGCAGAAGAAGAUACCAUCCCCGACUCAGACAAAUAAAUCCACCCAGAAAAAGAAUGCCUCACCACCUAGUAGCCCGCCAGCUAGUAGUCCCCCUGAAAGAAAGGGCCGUUCUCCUGUUGUGAAUCAAAAUGAAAAGUCCCCACCACCUAAAACUCAAAAGUCACCUGUACGAAUCCCUUUUAUGCAAAAUGCAGUCAGGCCCAGAGCUCUGUCACCUCUGGUGACAAACCAAACAACCACCAGACAAACCAAUCAAGUUAACGGGAAAAGAGUCCCCCCCACUAAUCGAUUUGGACUGGCCAGGAUGACUUCUGUCCAUUCAAGUGGUGGUGAGUCUGAGCGCAAUGGAUUCUUGAGACAGCUGACUUUCAUUAAGGAAUCACAGACUGUGCUAAGAAGGAAUGGCUCUGCACGCAACAUGGCUGGAUCUCAGAAUGGAUCCCCCCACAGAGCAGUUCCUGGAGCUUCAGCUGUCUUCCUUUGCUCAUCACGCUGUCAGGAACUUAAGGUAGCUGUGCAAAACCCGAGAAGGGUGCAAGUAAAAAGUCCAAGGCAAACACAGCAAGCCCAGAGGCCAGACCGCGGAGUUCAAAAGCAGACCACAACCCUCUCUAGAGCGACCUCCAGUGAAAGGGACCUAUCUGCAAGACGCCCACACAGGAGAACUAGCUCUGAAAGCCCCUGCAGGGUGGCUGAGCGGAACGUGCAUGCAAGGGUGUCCGGAGCCAGGCAGCAACUAGACAAAGACAACUUUAAACGUCACGCCUCAUCUCCAAGCAUAAACAUACUGAGCCGAGUGACCAGCCGUUCCUCCCUUCGCUCGUCUUCAUCUGAUUCCAGUGGAAGAGCAAAGAGCGAAGAUGAUACAAAGAAGAAAGGGCACAGGUCUGCAUCACGGGUAAAUGACAGAGUUACAUGGAGGAGGAUCAGGGAUGAAGAUGUACCUCAGAUCUUGAAAAGCACUCUGCCAGCCAAUGCAUUACCUCUGGUGCCUUCUCCUGACGGGGAACAGCCAAAGCCACUAGCUCUUCCAGGAAAACUACCAACCAUUUUACGUGCAUCACGCAAGACAAGUGAUGCGACAGUCCAGACAGAAGAUUUUUCAAAUAACAAGACCAACUCAAGCACCUCUCCAACUGUUGAAACAACUCGGGUGAUCUCAGAGGAAGUGGCACGAUUUGUGAUUCUCAGAAAGAUUAGUGCUACCUCGGGGAGUAACCUACAAGAUGGAGAUUCAGACGCGUCACUUAAGAGUCACAGCACCGUCUCCACAGGUACGUCAGACAUCCACGUUGGUGGAGCUGUCCAUUUCCGCCAAGGAUCCCCCAGCAAGGCCGCCCGAAUCACUCCAUUUAAUUACACCCCAAGCCCCAUUUCUUGUAGCCAACAAGACACACAGAGCCAAGAAGCCACAAUCAAUGGAAAGUCGGGGGAAAAGAGUGAGUCGUAG
Messenger RNA from Anoplopoma fimbria (sablefish), 7551 nucleotides. RefSeq names its product APC regulator of WNT signaling pathway 2 (gene apc2). Lineage: Eukaryota; Metazoa; Chordata; Actinopteri; Perciformes; Anoplopomatidae. The transcript has 13 exons. The record is from RefSeq and is a predicted model, not a curated record. Gene Ontology annotation, molecular function: gamma-catenin binding; microtubule binding; beta-catenin binding. Gene Ontology annotation, biological process: regulation of cell differentiation; cell fate specification; pattern specification process. Bases 16 to 7551 code for a protein of 2511 amino acids. Gene Ontology annotation, cellular component: catenin complex; beta-catenin destruction complex; cytoplasmic microtubule.